Exophiala aquamarina CBS 119918 is the source of this 210-nucleotide messenger RNA. RefSeq lists its product as uncharacterized. NCBI's taxonomy places the organism in Eukaryota, Fungi, Ascomycota, Eurotiomycetes, Chaetothyriales, Herpotrichiellaceae. The annotation marks the transcript as partial. The record is from RefSeq and is a predicted model, not a curated record. The transcript is spliced from 3 exons. Gene Ontology annotation, biological process: proton motive force-driven ATP synthesis.
AUGGUUGCAAUGUACACAAUCGCCGGCCGACAGGUUGGCUCACACUAUCUGGCCAUGGCUACCCUAGCAUCUGCAUUCGGUAUCCCAUACCUUCUAACGCGGGGUGGUGCUCCGAAGCAAGCGGCGACCCCUCCCAUCAAUGCUGGAAGCAAAGAUGAGGCCAAGUUCAUCGAAGAGUUUCUACAGUCAGUUGAGCAAGAAGACAAGAAG